GGUGCCUACGCCUGCUCAAUUCGUGUCCAAAGAUCUGUUGUCAGAAACUUGCUCUCAAGAUUGGGGACCAGCAGACCAGUAUGGGCAGCAUAGGCGAGUCAACGCAUGGCGAUGCGAGCUUACAGCUCGAUUAUGAUGUGCUCAUCAUCGGUGCGGGGCUAAGUGGUAUCUUCGCAUUAUACCGUAUGAGACAGUUGGGUCUGAGGGUUAGAGUCCUUGAAGCCGGGUCUGGUGAAGGAGGGACGUGGUACUGGAACCGCUAUCCCGGGGCGAGGUUCGACUCGGAAAGCUAUUCUUACCAGUACUCCUUCUCGCAAGAUGUGCUUGAUGAAUGGAAUUGGACAGAGCACUUUGCUCCUGCUAAUGAGACUCUGCAAUACUGUCAGUUCGUCUCGAAGAAGUUUGAUUUACGAAGUGAUAUGCAAUUCAACACUACAGUCAUGUCGGCACAUUAUCACGACGACAAUCACUCAUGGGAGUUGACGGACGACAACGGCAACCGGUACACCUCGAGAUCUCUGAUCACCGCAAUGGGAUUCCUCAACCGUCCUACCUUUCCAAAUGUUCCCGGCAUAGCGGAUUUCAAGGGACAAUCGUUCCAUACGGCACGUUGGCCUCGAGAGCCCGUCUCGCUCGAAGGGAAACGAGUCGGUAUCAUUGGGACUGGAGCCACCGGCAUCCAGACCAUCCAAGCAAUCGCAGGAAAGGUAGGUGACCUGACGGUGUUUCAACGCACACCCAACUGGUCAGCACCUUUACAUAAUGCCAAAAUAAGUCCUGAAGAGAUGGAUCAGAUUCGCAAGAGGUACCCUGAGAUCUUCAAGCAGUGUAUGGAGUCGCCGGCGUGUUUCCUACAUGGAGCUGAAACGAGAAACUCGUUUGAUGUCUCAGAAGAAGAGAGAUUGGCGUUUUGGGAAGAUCUAUAUUCUCGACCCGGUUUCGCCAAAUGGGUUUCCAACUUCCGCGAUAUAGCUUUCGACAGAGAAGCGAAUGCGGCUUGUAGUGAAUUUUUCGCCAACAAGAUUCGACAACGCGUCAAGGAUCCAGAGACUGCCGAGAAGUUGAUUCCAAAAGAUCAUGGCUGGGGUACUCGCCGCAUACCCAUGGAAUCGGGUUAUUUCGAGGCGUACAACCAAGAUAACGUCAAGCUGAUCGACCUGAAGAGAACCCCUAUCGAGCGUAUCACCACAAAGGGUGUCAAGACAAGCGAAGAGGAGUUUGAGCUGGACAUUCUGAUAUACGCCACUGGAUUUGACGCGGUCACAGGAUCCUUUUCACCGGUGGACUUUCAAGGCGUGAACAAAAAGAAACUCAGUGAGGUGUGGAGCGAAGGACCUAGGACUCAACUAGGUCUCUUUGUUCAUGGUUUUCCUAACAUGAUGAUGGUCAUGGGACCUCAUCAGAUGUUUGGCAACGUGCCUCGAAGUAUCGAAUUUGCGGUCGGCUGGAUUGCCAAUUGUAUACAGUAUUGCCGCGAAAAUAGCAUUACUCGAAUCGAAGCAACGGAAAAGGGGGUGGAAGACUGGACGAAGCAUGUCCAUGAGUGCGCGGAGGGCAUGUUAUCGAAUGAGGUUGACUCAUGGAUGACAGGCGUGAACAAGAAUCUGGCGAAUAAGCAGAAAAGGAUUGUGGCACGGUACAUGGGGCCGGCUCCUGGGUAUAGGAAGAGGUGCGACGAGGUAGCGGCACAAAAGUAUGCUGAUUUGAGCUUGUCUGCUUGACGUGGUCACAGCUGCGAUCAUGAGCAUGGGGUGCCUCGAUAGACUUGCAAUAGAUUCAGAACAAGGAAGU
This is a messenger RNA of Exophiala viscosa, 1791 nucleotides long. RefSeq lists its product as uncharacterized. The coding region runs from base 81 to 1721 and encodes 546 amino acids. The record is from RefSeq and is a predicted model, not a curated record. Gene Ontology annotation, molecular function: NADP binding; flavin adenine dinucleotide binding; N,N-dimethylaniline monooxygenase activity. NCBI's taxonomy places the organism in Eukaryota, Fungi, Ascomycota, Eurotiomycetes, Chaetothyriales, Herpotrichiellaceae. The transcript has 2 exons.